AUUUCACAACUUGAUCUUCAUGAAUUCAAGAAGUACUGCAGCAUCCAUUGUUUCCUGUAAAUCGGGAAACAAGAACGACUUCUUCUUUUGGAUUUUGGUUUGCAUUCUCCCAAGAUUCCUUGGAACUCCAAUUGCAUACGUGAACUUCCUCUUGUUCAAGGCCAUUGUUAGAAACCCUUCUUCAUCUGUUCGCAUCCUGGCCUGAUUUGGAGAGACUAUUCCACAGAAGUGAUUAAUCUUCAUCCAUCUGCCAUCUGCUAUUCACUUCACCCAUUGUACUACAAAGAUGGUUUCCUCACAAUUUUCUGGUUUGUCCAGGACUGGCAUGUGCAAGCCCCUGCCAAGCCAGUUGCUUCUUCCUAUGGGACCACCUGAUGUUGUUCCAUCUGAUUAUGUCGAGUUUGACUUUUCAGAUGUAUUUGGUCCUUUACCAUUGCAGGCCUCACUUGAAGCUGAUAUAGUGACAGCGGGAAAUUGCUCAGCUGGAUCAGAUUCAAAGGAAAUGAUUUAUAUUGAUCCUGUGGUCAUUUACAACCGAUCCCAUUCUUUAGUGGGCCCAUCAACUUGUGUUAGUCAAUCAUUAAAGCUGAGCAUGCUCACGUUACAUGAGACAGAGGAUUCACUGCAACUUUUAGAGUGUGUCAAUGGAGAGGCACCAAAGAAACCUACUAGUGAUAAUACCAUUCUAGAGAAAUCCUCCAGCCAUGGUGACGAUCAAAGUUUGAAGAAUCAGAGUGUUGGACUGGAGGAUUUUGAAGUUAUGAAGGUUGUUGGACAAGGUGCAUUUGGGAAAGUGUUUCAGGUGAGGAAGAAGGGUACUUCAGAAAUAUACGCAAUGAAGGUCAUGCGAAAGGAUAAGAUUAUGGAGAAGAAUCAUGCAGAAUACAUGAAAGCUGAGAGGGAUAUUUUGACAAAAGUAGAUCAUCCCUUCAUCGUGCAGCUCAGAUACUCAUUCCAAACAAAGUACAGGCUUUAUCUUGUUCUUGAUUUUGUAAAUGGUGGUCACCUAUUUUUUCAGCUCUAUCACCAUGGGCUUUUCAGAGAGGAUCUAGCACGCAUAUAUACAGCUGAGAUUGUUUCUGCCGUUUCUCACCUCCAUGCAAAUGGCAUAAUGCAUAGGGAUUUAAAACCGGAAAAUAUUCUACUGGGUGCUGAUGGCCAUGCAAUGUUGACUGAUUUUGGUCUAGCAAAAGAAUUUGAUGAGAGUACAAGAUCAAACUCCCUGUGUGGAACAGUAGAAUACAUGGCACCUGAAAUUGUUCUUGGGAAAGGUCAUGAUAAGGCUGCAGAUUGGUGGAGUGUGGGAGUCCUAUUGUUUGAGAUGCUCACUGGGAAGCCACCUUUCAUUGGCGGCAAUCGUGGGAAGAUUCAGCAGAAGAUAAUCAAGGAUAAGAUCAAGCUACCUGGAUUUUUAUCGAGUGAAGCUCAUUCCCUACUGAAAGGGCUAUUGCAGAAGGAUGCAAGCAAGCGCCUUGGUAGUGGACCUGGUGGGAAUGAGGAGAUAAAGCGCCACAAAUGGUUUAAACAAAUCAACUGGAAAAAAUUGGAGGCACGGCAAAUUCAGCCAAGCUUUUGCCCAGAAGUUGCGGGGAAACAUUGCAUUGCUAACUUUGAUGAACGGUGGACCAACAUGCCACUUUUGGAUUCUCCGGCUGCCAGCCCCAAACCAAAUGACUGCUCCUUCAAUGGGUUCACAUAUGUGAGGCCUGUGGCCCCAUUUCUUCAGAAUAAUGGGUCCUUGUGCUAGGAAUGUGUUCAUGGUCCACCAAGGAGGCUCUACGAGACAUGGAUCUCUUGAUGAUUCUACUGGGUUGCUGCUGCUUCUUAAAUUGUACUCAUUUAUUCA
Messenger RNA from Telopea speciosissima, 1846 nucleotides. RefSeq names its product serine/threonine-protein kinase AtPK2/AtPK19-like. Bases 287 to 1747 code for a protein of 486 amino acids. Gene Ontology annotation, biological process: protein phosphorylation. The record is from RefSeq and is a predicted model, not a curated record. Lineage: Eukaryota; Viridiplantae; Streptophyta; Magnoliopsida; Proteales; Proteaceae. Gene Ontology annotation, molecular function: protein serine/threonine kinase activity; ATP binding. The transcript is spliced from 6 exons.